GAAAUGCAUAACAAUGGCUUCCCCAAUAUAAAUUACAACAAUAGAACCUUGAAAGUGUGGUUGCAGUCGGAUCCUAUUGGACAAAAAAUUGCUUUCACUAAACAGAAAGGUGCUGGUUGCAUUAUGCAUAGUGUGGUAUUUAGUGCCGACAUGACUGUGCCAGAAGCAAUUGCCAGUGGUUUUAAGUUGGGAUCAAGUUCAGUUAAAGAGGAAGUAGCUACUUAUCUCAGGAAAAGUGUGAAACAGGCAUAUACGGUGUCAAAACCGCUGCCAUGGCCACCCACUGCCGAUGACCUUGACGCUUUUCCUCCGGAGGAAUUGGUCCCAGAUGCACUUCAAACAUUUCUGACACAACUCGUAUGUGGAGAUUCUGCGGGGACUGAAAAGACAAGUUUAGUGUCCAACCAAGAAGAGACAGAUACCAGAGUAGUUUUGUACAUGCACUACGCAUCAACGAUUGGCUACCAGUCAGCUAUUGUGCGUACACCCGACUCUGACUUAUUCUUCAUUACCUUGUUCCAUGCACAGUCUGUACCACUGACAGUUUAUCUCGACGUUGGUACAGGAAAACAGAGACAGGUGGUGAAUAUUAGUGAGCUGGCAGACUCACAAGGUGCUGAAUACAGUGAGACUCUACUAGGACUUGCAUGUGUUCACCGGAUGCUGGGUGAUACUUGGACAGUUGAAGAAGAUGUUAUGCAGAUGUUAGAAGCGUUUUUUCUGUGUGAUGUAUGGGUGUCCAAGGGAGAGGUCUGUGAACACAUGUAG
This is a messenger RNA of Ruditapes philippinarum (Manila clam), 768 nucleotides long. RefSeq lists its product as uncharacterized. Bases 4 to 768 code for a protein of 254 amino acids. The transcript is spliced from 3 exons. The record is from RefSeq and is a predicted model, not a curated record. NCBI's taxonomy places the organism in Eukaryota, Metazoa, Mollusca, Bivalvia, Venerida, Veneridae.